CUGCGAUGACGUCGGGAACGUGUUCGCCAUAAUGACAGUAAACCAACAACAAAAAAGCCACAUUAUACACUUUAAGGUUUGGCUGUGAAAUUCCCCGUGUACCGUUAACUUGCGGCAGUCGGGUUUGGAUCCGUAUCGACAUAAUUAGGUCUUGGAAACUUCUGACAAAACUGAGGAACUGAACGGAACAUUGAGUAGUUAUGGCGUCAGCAUCUGCCAGUGUGGACUCCAAGGCAGAGCUGACUGCUCUACUGGAACAGUGGGAGAGGGAACAGCAAGGCAGCACACAGGAGCUAGUUAACAUCCUCACCAAAAUCUCCGAGCUUGUUGAGAAGGAGACUGAAGAGUACCACAAAGCAGACCCAGACCCCUUUGAUGACCGACAUCCUGGGAGAGCUGAUCCAGAAUGUUCAUUAGGGCAUUUGCUCAAGAUCCUGUUUAAGAAUGAUGACUUCAUGAACACAUUGGUGAAUAGUUAUGUGAUGACCAGCAGAGAAUUUGCCCUCAAUGCAGAAGCUUGUCGUCUGCUUCAGAACAUUAUGCCUGGCCUGGAGACAGCAGUGGUCUUUCAGGAAAAGGAGGGAAUUGUUGAAAAAUUGUUCAAGUGGGCUCAGGAGGCAGAGCAGCCGCUCAGAAUCUAUGCCACAGGCUUGUUGGCAGGUGCCAUGGAGAACCAGGACAUAGCAGCCAACUACCGAGAAGAGAACUCUGUUUUGGUGCCUUUGAUGCUCCAUCGCUUACGUGAGCUUCAAGAUAAAGAUGCGGAGACAAAAAGAGAAAUCAAACGUCCCAGUCCCAGAAAAACUCCAAGUGUACCUUUGCUGCCUUUGGAUGAGGAGACUGUCGAUGGAGGCUUUGAGAAGCCCUUCUCGCUCGGCCAAAACGGGGCUGAAACGGAAGGACCGGAACCAGGAGAGGAUGGCGAAAUGAAUCUUUCCGCCUCGGAGCCGGAGAACGAGCUUCCGUUUCAUCCCAGCGCCCCCCGCAAGGCCAACAACUGUGCCACCUCGGGCGUUAAAACAAUGAUGAAGCCCAUAUCAGCCUCUGGCUCACCUCUGCAUCUAGGCACCUCUGAUGGGAGUAGCUACCUCAAAAGAAAAGCAGAGAAAGAAAGCGGCAGGUCCGCAAAGCACAAGUCGAAUUUCUCCUUGCCAGAAGCAGAAAGGAAUAUAAGCGAGCUUUCCAACAGCAGCUGGUCAGAGAUGAGCCCUUGGGUGAUUGGCAACAGUUACCGUUUAUACCCGCUGACGCCAGAGAUCGAGCAGAGACUCAUUUUGCAGUAUCUCACUCCUCUGGGAGAAUAUCAGGAGCUGUUGGCCGUGUUUAUGCAAAUGGGUGCCCGUGAGCUGCUGUUGCAUUAUAUGGAUCUAAAGCAGACCAACGAUGUGCAGCUCACAUUUGAGGCGCUCAAGUACUUGGCUUCUCUUCUGCUUCACAAGAAGUUUGCCGCAGAGUUUGUGGCGCACGGAGGAGUUCAGAAAUUGCUGGAAAUCCCGAGGCCUUCGAUGGCUGCCACUGGAGUGUCCCUGUGCCUCUACUACCUUGCCUAUAACCAGGAUGCCAUGGAAAGGGUGUGUAUGCUGCCCCCCUCGGUCCUGUCGGACGUGGUUGGCUACACACUGUGGCUGCUGGAAUGCUCGCACGCAUCGGGCUGUUGCCACGCCACCAUGUUCUUCUCCAUUUCCUUUGCUUUCCGCGCCGUGCUGGAGCUCUUCGACAAACAGGACGGCUUGCGACGUCUCGUCAAUCUGAUUAGCACAUUGGAAAUCCUAAACCCUGAUGACCAGGGGGCGUUGCUGAGUGACGACGACAUUUUCUCCAGCAGGCAGACAGCAAAGCACACAUGCAUGGCGCUGCGCAGGUACUUUGAGGCUCAUCUGGCCAUCAAGGUGGAGCAGGUGAAGCAGUCCCUGCAGCGCACGGAAGGAGGCGCUCCAAUUCACUCGCAGCCCUACUACAAGGCGGUCAGUUACAGCCGCGAGCAGGUAGUGGAAAUGAUGGAAUUCCUCAUCGAGCACGGCCCUCUUCGUUUAUAUUGGGAACCAGCGGAGGUCUUCCACAAACUCUCUUGUGUCCAACUCCUCCUGCAACUCAUUUCCAUCGCAUGUGACUGGAGGACCUACUAUGGCCGGAGCGACACUGUGCGUUAUGCACUUGACACCCUGAGUAUUCUCACUGUUGUACCAAAGACUCAAAUGCUGCUGUCCGAGACUGUUGCUGUCGUCGAUGAGAGCGGGUCUACUAUUUCUAGCGCAGGAAUGAACAUUGUUCUGGCAGUGGCAGAGGGAGAAGUGUUGAACGAUGCCGAGAUCCAGAAGUCUGCCCUGCAGGUUGUCCUUAACUGCGUGUGCGCGCCCGACAAACGCAUGUCCAGCAUUGGGAAGUUUAUCGCGGGCACUCCGCGUCGUCGCCUCCCUCACAUGACCAAAGCCAGCGAGAAUGUGCUCACAAAGAUGUGGAAUGUGGUGCAGUCCAAUAAUGGCAUUAAGGUGCUGCUGUCCCUGCUGACAGUGAAGAUGCCUAUUACGGAUGCGGAUCAGAUCCGAGCUCUUGCCUGCAAGGCCUUGGUUGGUCUGUCUCGCUCCACUUCUGUCAGGCAAAUCAUCAGCAAGCUGCCUCUAUUUAGCAGCGGGCACAUCCAGCAGCUCAUGAAGGAGCCCGUGCUCCAGGACAAACGCAGCGAGCACGUCAAGUUCUGCAAGUUCGCGGCGGAGCUCAUGGAAAGAAUAUCCGGGAAACCGUUGCUGAUCGGCACCGACGUAUCCUUGGCGUGGCUGCAGAGAGCCAGCGUGGUGGCCCAGUCCAGAAUCACCUUUCCGCAGAAAGAGCUGCUGCUGCUCAUUAGGAACCACCUGGUAGCCAAAGGCCUUCACGACACGGCCGCUGCCCUCACCAAGGAGGCCGAGCUCCCGAUGGCGUGCGUGUCUCAUUCGCCUUUUGUCUCCGUCACUCCCCCGAACGCCCCCAUCGCCAGCCUACCUCGCACCCCGCGGCUGACCAAUGGCGUCGGCUCGAGACUCGCCAGCCACCCGUCUCAUUCAUCCACCCCGUCGCCCGGCCAUUUACAGCCGCGCCCCUCCACGUCGCAACCCGCCGCGGCCGCCUUGCCGUCAACGCCACACUGCGGCAACAGCUCCCCUUUGAUCGGCCGCAUCGUUUUCUCCCGCGAGCGGCACGCGUGGUGCGGCGCGAGCGGCUGCAAGAAACCUCGAGUGCUGAGGCAAAAGUCCGAUCACGGCGCCUUCAGCCAGACGCCGGCGAUGAAGAAGCAGUUUGACAGGCACAUGCCCUCUCCCCCCGCAUUAGACGGCAUCAUCACAGAGUACCUACGGGAACAGCACGCGCGCUGUAAAAACCCAGUGGCCACCUGCCCGCCCUUUUCUCUCUUCACCCCUCAUCAGUGCCCUGAGCCCAAACAGAGACGGCAGGCACCUCUCAACUUUACGUCGCGACACACGAGGAGGGUCAUAUAUCCCAAAUACGGAGGAGUGGAUGGAGGAUGCUUUGACAGACACCUCAUCUUCAGCAGGUUCCGUCCCAUUUCCGUUUUCCGGGAAGCUGAUGAAGAUCAGAGUGGCUUCACAUGUUGUGCCUUCUCAGCCCGUGAACGCUUCCUGAUGCUUGGAACUUGCACGGGACAAUUGAAACUCUACAAUGUGUUCACGGGCCAGGAGGAGGCCAGCUACAGCUGUCACAGUUCAGCCAUCACUCACCUCGAGCCCUCUCGGGACGGCUCCUUAAUUUUAACAUCUGCCUCCUGGAAUUACCCAACAUCUGCACUGUGGGGGAUGAAGUCGGUGUUCAUAAUGAAGCAUUCGUUUCUGGGUGACCAUUAUGUGGAGUUCAGCAAGCUGUCACAAGAUCGUGUCAUUGGGACUGAGGAGCAUCUAGCGCAUAUUUAUGACACCCAGACAUGCCAAGUGACACUGACUCUAAACAACCCCGACCUGGCGAAUAACUACAAGAGGAACUGUGCCACCUUCAACCCCACAGAUGACCUGGUACUCAACGACGGCGUGCUGUGGGAUGUGCGCUCGGCUCAGGCCAUCCACAAGUUUGACAAGUUCAACAUGAACAUCAGUGGCGUGUUCCACCCCAAUGGCCUCGAGGUCAUCAUUAACACGGAAAUAUGGGAUCUGCGAACCUUCCACCUGCUUCACACAGUUCCUGCUCUGGACCAGUGCAACACGGUCUUCAACAACAAUGGCACCGUUAUUUAUGGAGCAAUAUUACAGGCUGACGAUGAAGACGACAUGAUGGAGAUGCAGAUGAAAAGUCCUUUUGGUUCAUCGGUCCGGACUUUCAACGCCACAGACUACAAACCCAUCGCCACCAUUGAUGUCAAGAAGAAUAUCUUUGAUCUGUGCACAGACUCGAAAGACUGCUACCUUGCUGUGAUCGAAAACCAAGACUCCAUUAACACGGACACAGUCUGCCGGCUUUAUGAAGUUGGACGGCAAAGACUGGCAGAGGAACAGGAGGAGGAAGAGGAGGAUCAGGAGGAUGAUGAUCAGGAGGAAGACGACGACGACGACGACGACUCCGAUGACGACGUGGAUACGGAUCGCCUUAUCGCAGAGCUUGAGAACGAAAAUGGCGGAGAUGAUGAUGACGAUGGGAAUGAUGAGUUCUCUCCCUCCGAUGAUGAAGUGGCUCGCCUCCUCGAGGAGGACUUGGAUGCAGGGGACGACGACGAGGAUAAUGAUGACGACUCUGACAAUGAUGAUGCGGAACUGGAUGUGGACAAUGACAGCUCCGACAACUCCGACCUUGAGGAUGACAUCAUUCUGUCCUUGAAUGAGUGAGCGCCAGUGAGCGGCCCUGACCAACCGGACACCAAGUCAAGCCCUUUGCGCCGUAGACGUGAGCUAUGGAUGAAGAGGCAAGAACGAGAGCCGGAUCAGCGGACGCGGCAGGAGAGUAUGAAGCCCAGAGAUGAGUCAGAACACCGCGAUUGUAUGUGAUUAUAGUUUUAUAGGAAGGCUUGAUGUGGCGGGAACCACCUGGUAUGUGGGUGCAUUUAGAACAUUUCAUAUUUUAUUCACAAACCUUUUAAAAAGUAUUUCUGUUUAAUAAAGACCUCACACACGCAGCAAUUUGGUGACACAGGGUUGGGCUCCAUUCUAGGGGUGAAGUUGUGUUUCUAAGAGUGUAAUGCAUCCGUAAGCGUAGAGUUGUAAGCAUAGAGUGGAAUAGUCAUCACAAAUGUGCUUUAGUUUUGGAUUUAGGUUGCUAAAUGAAUGCAAAGAUCAGAGCAGUUGCUAUUCUAUCGCAUGGCCUCUUGCUUUUAAGACAGAUCAGUUGAAUUGAUUGGGCACUCCUGACUUGCUGAACCAAACCCAAUCGAAUGCCUGAAAGUGACAAAACUGCCAAAAUGCUUCCUGUGCAAUUCUUACGUGCACUCUCGUACUUGGACAGCUGUGUUCUUUCCUGCGCCCAGUAAGGUUUUGGAUGAAGACCGAUGUGCUUUUGCUAAGAAAUGAUGAGAGAAGAUUGAACUGGACAAAAAAGUAUAAAUAUCUGGUGAUGAAAAUAACAUCUAUUUUUGAUUUGAAGUUCAUUUCUAGGCAGAUUCAAGCAUUGAGCUCCGGCUCAAUUUUAUAAAGCCACUUCGGUAAAAGAGUUAAUUGUUUUUCUAAAUGAUAAUUUCUGGUAUGUUCAUUUUAUCAGCUUUUUUUUCCCCCACAGGAAGAUUUUCUUGAGACGUUUAAUGUACAGCUUGUAUGUAUCUAAAAGUAUUUUUCUUAUAAAUAAAACUUAAGAAUUACA
Syngnathus typhle (broad-nosed pipefish) is the source of this 5769-nucleotide messenger RNA. Its product is annotated as DDB1- and CUL4-associated factor 1-like. NCBI's taxonomy places the organism in Eukaryota, Metazoa, Chordata, Actinopteri, Syngnathiformes, Syngnathidae. Gene Ontology annotation, molecular function: histone H2AT120 kinase activity; nuclear estrogen receptor binding. Bases 201 to 4805 code for a protein of 1534 amino acids. Gene Ontology annotation, biological process: protein ubiquitination. The record is from RefSeq and is a predicted model, not a curated record. Gene Ontology annotation, cellular component: nucleus; Cul4-RING E3 ubiquitin ligase complex. The transcript is spliced from 25 exons.